AUGGCGAUGUUUCAGGUGCCCACCAGGCCAGCCGGUCAUGUCCACGUAGAGUUCAGGGCAGGGCGCAUGGAUUGGGAUGGGCGAAUGGUGACAGCAGACAAGCGAAAGGGCAAGAUUCUGCUGUACACCUCCGAAGAAGACCAGUUGACGCAUUUCCAGUGGAUGGAUCGGAACAAGAACGAGGUAGUUACAGAUCUCAUCGUCAUCAAUGAUGCCUACAUGGAGAAAGUCCAGAAAUGCACUUCCGGCCGGGCAUACAUCCUUCGCUUCACUUCCUCGGACAAGAAAAUGUUCUUUUGGAUGCAAGAGCCCAGCGAGGACAAGGAUGAAGAUAACAUCAAGAAAUUCAAUGAGGCAAUUGGUGCCACGAUCCCAGACAAAGACAAAGCCGAGAAGAAGCCGGCAGAGGAUGCUGCCCCUCCCGCCGGGGACUCAGGUGGUGAGGCAGGUGCUGCUGCGCCUGGGCCGGCAUAG
Symbiodinium sp. CCMP2592 is the source of this 474-nucleotide messenger RNA. Lineage: Eukaryota; Dinophyceae; Suessiales; Symbiodiniaceae. The record is from the annotation of a GenBank genome assembly.